Prunus armeniaca (apricot) is the source of this 3753-nucleotide messenger RNA. NCBI's taxonomy places the organism in Eukaryota, Viridiplantae, Streptophyta, Magnoliopsida, Rosales, Rosaceae. The record is from the annotation of a GenBank genome assembly.
AUGGCUGAAUCUGGAAAUGAGUUCAAUGGAAAUGCUGGAGUAAUCUUAGCCAUUCAGGAUAUGGCUUCAGCAAUUAGAGAAAAUAGUAACCAAGAUCACCGUCAUGAAACUGAAGAAGAUCGAGUUAUGAGGAUACAAGGACAAUUCCGUAAGACGAAACCAACAAUAUUUAAAGGUGAACCAAAUCAUAUGGCAGCUGAAGAAUGGUUGAGGCAAAUUAAGAGAAAGAUGGAUAAUCAAAGAAUUCGUGCAGACAUUAGAGUUGUUAUUGCUUGUACCUAUCUGGAAGGACAAGCAUACCUUUGGUGGGAGUCAAUUCUGAGUAUGCCAGAUACUGAAAUUACAACUUGGGAGGCAUUCGAAAGUGUUUUCUUGGAAAAAUAUUUUCCAAGUACUAUGAAAGCAAUGAAAGCAAGGGAGUUUGUUAACCUUGUCCAAGGCAACUUAACUGUUGAUCAAUAUCAAUCUAAGUUUGAAGAACUCAUGCGUUUUGCACCAUAUAUGAUCCCUGAUGAUGCAACAAAAGCAAAACGAUUUGAAGAAGGAUUGAGACCAUCAAUUUUGGAAAAGGUUGACAUUUUGAAAUUAAGCAAGUACGCUGAUGUGGUUGAUAGAGCACAUAUAGCAGAGCAAAGACCCGAAACAAAGAGAACUUGGGAUUCAAGUAGUGGACAAGUAAAUAAACGGACAAGAUUUAAUACUCCUCAAUCACAAGAAAAGUUCGGACCACCACUAUGUUAUUACUGCAAACAAGUGGGACAUGUAAAGAGAUUUUGUCCACAACUACAAAGAUAUCAAGGACCUCAAGUACAACAGACAUUAUAUCGUCCUCCACAAGUACCUUUUCGUGCUCCACCGCCACCUCAAAGUUAUACUACUUUUCAACCUCAGUCUAACUGGGCAAGGCCAGUUACUAGUCAAUCACCACAACUUCCAGGAGGACAAUCUUCCCAAAUUAAACCAAGGGUCCCUGCAGCUGGAAAGAAAUCUGGACCAUUCACACAAGGAAGAGUAUAUGUUAUGGGAAAUGUGACAUAUCAAACUGAGCCUAAGACAAUAGAAGGAAUGGACUGGCUUACACGUUACCAAGUUACAAUUGAUUGUGGUAAAAAGAGAAUUACCAUCAAUACUCAUAAGGAAGAAACCUUUAGCUUCUUUGUGAAAAAGGAAAGCCAGAAAUAUGGUGUUGGAAAUUAUAAAUAUUUGAGUCAGAUAGCUAGAAUCGGAACUGAAGAAGUAGAAAAAUCUCCAAUACAACUUAUUCCUGUGGUAAAGGAAUUUAGCGAUGUUUUUCCAGAAGAAUUGCUCGGCUUACCUCCAGAGCGCGAAGUAGAGUUUGCUAUAGAAAUAUACCCAGGUACAACACCUAUUUCUAUACCUCCUCAUCGCAUGGCCCCAGCUGAACUGAAAGAACUUAAGAUACAACUCCAAGAAUUACAAGCAAAAGGAUAUAUCUGUCCUAGUACUUCACCAUGGGGUGCACCUGCUCUCUUUGUGAAAAAGAAAGAUUUAACUCUUCGAAUGUGUAUCGAUUAUCGUCAAUUAAAUAGGGUCACCAUAAAGAACAAAUAUCCUUUACCUAGAAUUGACGAUUUAUUCGAUCAGUUAAGAGGUUCUCAUUUCUUUUCAAAAAUUGAUCUUCGAUCUGGCUAUCACCAACUUCGAGUUAAAGCUGAAGAUAUACCCAAAACAGCUUUUCGAACUCGAUAUGGGCAUUAUGAAUUUGUAGUUAUGCCUUUUGGAUUGACAAAUGCACCAGCAGCAUUUAUGGAUAUGAUGAACCGAAUUUUCCGACCUUAUUUAGAUCAGUUUGUCAUCGUAUUCAUUGAUGAUAAUCUAAUAUAUUCCAAAUCUCACGAAGAACAUGAGGAACAUUUGCGAAUCGUUUUACAAACAUUAAGAGAAAAUCAAUUGUAUGCAAAGUUGAAUAAGUGUGAAUUCUGGUUGAGACAAGUAAAGUUUUUAGGACAUGUAAUUUCCAAUGAAGGUAUUUCAGUUGAUUCUUCCAAAGUUGAGGCAGUGUUGAAUUGGAGUCAGCCAAAGAAUAUCUCGGAGAUACGUAGUUUCCUUGGAUUAGCUGGCUAUUAUAGGAGAUUUAUCAAGGAUUUUUCUCGAAUAGCUGCACCAAUGACCAAGCUGACCCAGAAAGGAGUGAAAUUCAUAUGGACUCAAGAAUGUGAAAAGUUAUUCCAAGAAUUGAAAACUCGAUUGACUACCGCACCAAUACUGAUUAUUCCUGAACGGGACCUAGGAUUUGAGCUUUACUCUGAUCAUAAAAGUUUGAAAUAUCUUUUCACUCAGAAAGAGCUUAACCUGAGACAAAGACGAUGGAUGGAAUACUUAGAAGAUUACGAUUUCGGUCUACAUUAUCAUCCUGGAAAGGCUAAUAUAGUGGCAGAUGCUCUAAGUAGGAAUACACAUGGAUUUGUAGCAGGACUACAAAUUCAGAAAUGGAAGAUGAUGAAUUGUAUUCAAGAUUAUAAUUUACAUGUGAACGUACUUGAGCAUGGUGCUUAUCUUUAUAACCUGGUAACAAGGCCAACUUUGCUAGGAAAAGUUGUUGAAAAACAACAAGAGGAUAACUCGUGUAAAUCAAUUCAAGAACAUAUUUUGGAUGGAGAUAAAAUAGAAGGUUGGACCUUUCAUGAAGAAGAUGGUUUAAGGAUUUACGUCGUCAGUUUUGGUGGAAUGCAAGUGAAAGCUGAACAUCAGAAACCCGCUGGCCCUCUUCAACCUUUACCUGUUGCACAAUGGAAAUGGGAUCAUAUCACAAUGGAUUUUGUCACAGGUUUACCACGAUCACCAAGAGUCAAAACGACAGAUUCCACAGAAACUCUUGGGAAAUUAUAUAUUCGAGAGAUAGUGAGAUUACAUGGAAUUCCUAUUUCUAUUGUUUCUGAUAGAGAUUCAAAGUUUACUUCUCAGUUUUGGGGUACUUUGCAAAAAGCAUUAGGAAGUCAAUUGAAUUUUAGCAGUGCAUUUCAUCCCCAAACUGAUGGACAAUCAGAAAGGACUAUUCAGAUUUUAGAAGAUAUGUUAAGAGCUUGUGUUUUGGAUUUUCAUGGAACUUGGGAAGAUCAUCUUGCUUUGGCAGAAUUUGCUUAUAACAACAGUUUUCAAUCCAGCAUCGGAAUGGCACCAUACGAAGCACUCUAUGGUAGACCAUGUAGAUCACCUUUAUGUUGGGCGGAAGCAAGUGAAACUGUGUUAUUAGGACCUAAUUUGGUACAAGAAACAACAGAGAAGAUCAAAACUAUCAGACAACGCUUGCUUACAGCUCAGUGUCGGCAAAAGAAUUAUGCUGAUAGAAGAACAAGGCCAUUGAAGUUUAAUAUUGGGGAUCAUGUAUUCCUUAAAGUUUCACCUCGAAAGGGAGUUAAAAGAUUUGGAAAGUCUGGAAAAUUAGCCCCACGAUUCAUUGGACCUUUUGAAGUACUACAACGGAUUGGGGAAGUAGCUUACAAGUUAGCACUACCACCUCAAUUUUCGAAUGUUCAUAAUGUAUUUCAUGUCUCUAUGCUUCGAAAAUAUGAACCGGAUCCAGCACAUAUUUUAGAUUGGGGAGAACUAAACAUAGAUGAGCAAUUAUCUUUUGAGGAAAGACCAAUACGGAUAUUAGAUCAUAAAGAACAAGUGUUGCGAACGAAGACUAUUCCACUAGUCAAAAUCCUUUGGUUACACGGAAAUACAGAAGAGGCUACAUGGGAAUUAGAACCUGAGAUGAAAGAAAAAUAUCCAGAACUUUUUCUUUGA